UGGUGCUCCAUGGAGAGUCACGCUGUUGCCAGGUCUAUUCGCUGGAGUAAGCGAGCAUACAGAGACCGUCCGAUUUGCUAUUAAUGACGUCUGAUGUAAACAGCUCCAAUUUUGGUGUGCGAGAAGAUUGAAAGUACGAAGAAUGAAGCGGAAAGAGCUGGAGAGCUGCCUUCAGCAAGUCGAUGUUUUUGAAAAGCCUAAAUUGCUGCUAGAACAGUAUCCGACGAGACCUCACAUCGCAGCUUGUAUGCUUUACACAAUUCACAAUUCCUUUGAUGAUAUUGAAGAUAAACUGGUGGCCGAUUUGGGUUGCGGUUGUGGAGUUCUUAGUGUUGGAGCUGCUGUAUUAGGUGCCGGACUCUGUGUGGGAUUCGAUAUCGAUGAGGAUGCCCUAGAGAUAUGUAGCAGGAACAUUGAAGAAUUUGACCUUAAAAAUACAGACACUAUCCAGUGUGAUGUUUGUGCACUCGUACCAGAGAGAUUCUCAAACAAGUUUGACACUGUAAUAAUGAAUCCCCCAUUUGGAACCAAGCACAAUAAAGGUAUGGACAUGCAGUUUCUCAAGAUGGCUUUAAGUAUGUCUCAGACGGCCGUGUAUUCCCUUCACAAAUCAUCAACACGAGAGCAUAUACAGAAAAAAGCAGAUGACUGGAAUGUAAAAAUGGAAGUAAUAGCAGAGCUGAAAUAUGAUUUACCAGCCUCCUACAAAUUCCACAAGAAAACCUCGGUUGACAUUGAAGUGGAUUUCAUACGCUUUUGUUUAAAAUAAAAGAAUGCAGUUAAUAUACAAUUAAAUGAAAUAAGUACCGCUUCA
Messenger RNA from Erpetoichthys calabaricus (reedfish), 814 nucleotides. RefSeq names its product methyltransferase 5, N6-adenosine (gene mettl5). The coding region runs from base 143 to 769 and encodes 208 amino acids. The transcript is spliced from 7 exons. The record is from RefSeq and is a predicted model, not a curated record. Lineage: Eukaryota; Metazoa; Chordata; Cladistia; Polypteriformes; Polypteridae. Gene Ontology annotation, molecular function: rRNA (adenine-N6-)-methyltransferase activity; nucleic acid binding. Gene Ontology annotation, biological process: rRNA methylation.